UCGCUUUUCACAAAGUUCUCUUUCAUAUUUUGCACCAGGGAAUUAGAUACUGGAAGCAAUUACGCAAUACAGCAUGUAUGUAGUAGUCCGAGUUCUGUGAUUUAUUAUUCGAGGGUUUUUCAUUACUAUUUUUCCCCCGAGUUAUUCAUUAUCGGAACGGUUCGGUGCGCAGUGAAGCGGCUCUCUUCGUGCUGAAGCGUUCGGGGUUUUCGCGCGCUCUCUCGGCCAAGAGGUAAAUAUUUCCUUUUGAAAAAUACGGAAUUAAUUUUGGAAUGGCCACGGCAUCGAAUGGAACUAACUUUACCGGGAACUUAACGAACAAAUUUGUCCAGCCACCCUGGCGCGUGGCGCUCUGGUCAGUGGCUUAUAGCACAAUUCUGGCAGUAGCUGUCUUUGGAAACCUGAUUGUGAUCUGGAUAAUACUGGCCCACAAGAGGAUGCGCACAGUUACAAAUUAUUUUUUGCUCAAUUUGGCAUUUUCUGAUGCAUCUAUGGCAGCCUUCAAUACACUUAUUAAUUUUGUGUACGCGACGCAUGGUGAUUGGUACUUUGGGGAAUCAUACUGCAAAUUCCACAACUUUUUCCCGGUCACCUCGGUUUUUGCAAGCAUCUAUUCUAUGACUGCAAUAGCUGUUGACAGAUACAUGGCUAUCAUUCAUCCUCUGAAGCCACGGCUCUCAGCCAAAGCCACCAGAGGGGUGAUAGUGUGCAUCUGGGUGAUGGCGGUGGUGCUGGCCUUCCCCCUCUGCUACUACUCCACCAUAAAGGUGCUGCCCAAGAGGACUCUCUGCUAUACCGCCUGGCCUCGCCACUCCGAGGAUGCCGUCAUGUAUCAUAUCAUUGUUACUGUGCUAGUGUAUGUCCUGCCCCUGGGGAUAAUGGCGAUCACCUACACUAUAGUUGGAGUGACCUUGUGGGGUGGAGAGAUACCUGGGGACACAUCAGAUAACUAUCAUGGCCAGCUCCGCGCCAAAAGGAAGGUGGUGAAGAUGAUGAUCAUCGUGGUGGUGACUUUUGCCAUCUGCUGGUUGCCGUACCACAUCUAUUUCCUGCUCUCCGGCCUCUACAGGCCAAUCAAUAGAUGGAAGUACAUCCAACAGGUGUACCUGUCAAUCAUGUGGCUGGCCAUGAGCUCCACCAUGUACAACCCCAUCAUAUACUGCUGCCUCAACAGCAGGUUCCGUGCCGGCUUCAAGCAGGCCUUCAGCUGGUGCCCGUUUGUGCACGUGUCCAGCUAUGAUGAGCUGGAGCUGCGCACCACCCGCCUGCACCCCACCCGCCAGAGCAGCAUGUACACGCUCUCCCGCAUGGAGUCCAGCAUGGUGGUGGCGACUACGACGGCCACCUGCGAGGCGUCGGCCGAGGCCAAGCUGGCGGGGCGGAAGGGCGCCGCGUCCUCUCGCCACUUCAACGGCUGCACCAACCCAGCGGGGAGGGCAGUGCUCUACGCCACUUCCGAUGCCCAACAGGAGGAGUUCUCGUGAAGAGACUCAUGUUGCCCACAGACCAGUUUUGCUGGUGUCUACAGGGUCUCAUGUCCUGUUAAGUGUCACAGGGUGGGUAUCCAAAUAAUAUACUUAUCAAGUGCAUCAUUCAUUCCUCAUAGGUGUUCAAGCAAGGUGUUCAUUAAUAUGAUUCAUGCACUGGGCAGUAUGGUGUUAUAAUUAUAUCACAGUGCAGUCAUUAAAUGUUGCAAAUCAUUGUAUUAAUACUUUCUAUUUGCUUAAAAAAUGCUUGUUGACCUGUCCUCAUUG
This is a messenger RNA of Alosa sapidissima (American shad), 1754 nucleotides long. It is a transcript of the gene tacr3a, whose product is annotated as tachykinin receptor 3a. Gene Ontology annotation, biological process: G protein-coupled receptor signaling pathway; positive regulation of flagellated sperm motility. Gene Ontology annotation, cellular component: plasma membrane; sperm midpiece. Gene Ontology annotation, molecular function: tachykinin receptor activity. Bases 273 to 1484 code for a protein of 403 amino acids. The transcript has 5 exons. The record is from RefSeq and is a predicted model, not a curated record. Lineage: Eukaryota; Metazoa; Chordata; Actinopteri; Clupeiformes; Clupeidae.